GUCGUUCGAUCGCUUCGCAGCUUCACAAGCUACACUCAUACUCCUCCGUCACUCUCCNCUUCGUCGCAAACCGACUCCAACCCCGUUCCUCCCGAGCAACGUCGCCAUCCUCGUCGUAGCCAGGGCAAUGUACUACAAAAACCUCCAACUCUUGUACGCCAAGAAGAGCGCAAGGCCACUUUCGUCGAUGGUCUUGUCGACUCUGCCGCCCAAAUGGUAGAAGUCGUUUGGCCUCUGUCGGUCGCCCCUUGCAAGCCUCAAGCCGGUGGUGUCUUGUCCCUGCGCAGGUAUAUCGAGGAGACACUUCGCAGAUCCAGAACAAGUUACUCUACCUUGCAGGUGGCUUUGUACUAUCUUGUCCUGAUCAUGCCUUGUGUCCCCAAGUCUGAUUUUACCAUGCAGCAGUCGGUCGAUUCGCCGUCAGUUCGUGCCCUGCAAUGCGGCCGUCGCAUGUUCCUUGCCGCUCUGAUCCUCGCGUCCAAGUACUUGCAGGAUCGUAACUAUUCUGCCAAGGCAUGGAGCAAGAUGUCGGGACUCAAGGUCGCUGAGAUCAACACCAACGAACGUGCCUUCCUUGAGGCCGUCAACUGGAAGCUCCAUCUCCCAGAACCUCUAUUCAAGCGUUGGACUGAAGUUGUCUUGCGCUACACUCCUGGCCAGGCCNCUCCACCAACUGGACAGAGCAAAGGCAAUGAUUCUUCUGACGAAGAGGAACCUUUGACCUGGAAGGACAUUAUCCCCCAGCUUACUCCAGACCUAGAGCUGGUUGCACCGACUGCAUCAGAGGCUGUUGAUCGCGAGCGAUCAGAGUCGCCAGUCUCAACAUAUACCACGUUGCCAUCAUAUCUCGAGCCCCAGCCAGAAGUCAGACCCCCAACCCCUAUCCUGGGCGUCAGCUAUCUUCCCACUCCUCGUUCUACGCCUCCACCUGCCCUAGCUCCUGCAGUGAGCAUCGGCAGUGUUGAGAUGUGCAACGUGAUUGGCAAGUUCAGCCGUCGUUCAUCAUUCGGCAGCCAGGUCUCUUCUGUGCCCAGCCCUGCCUCGAUGUUGUCCGAGGGAUCACGUUUGUCGCCUGCAUCGUCAGUGACAUCAGUGGGAUCCUACACCUCAUACACCCAGGACCGCACAGUCAAGCUUCCCGCAGCGGAAUCAAAUACUGCUUUUUCAACAUUGCAGCCACAAUUAACCGCGUAUGACGCUCAGCCUCAGGCCAGCCGAGCGGUCAAACGCAGCUUUGAGCAUGUUUCUGGCUCGGAGGAGGAGGAACGACGAGGACCUCUUCAGAUGACCACAUGCUCGUUGCUCAACAAGCACGAGGGAACCAAGGCAUUGCCAAUUGUUCUUGACGAUGAGGACUGCGCCAGCAACAGCGUGGCAGCAGAAGUCGCAAGUCUACAAGCAAAGACCUGGACCACAUAUAAUAAUACCACUUCCACGGGAGAGGCAAGGAAGUGUCGGCGGGUGGCAUAUGGCCGUGAGGAGCCAUGGACUGACCGGGCUCUCGAUUACGGCGCAUUAGUCGUAAAC
Molecule: messenger RNA, 1527 nt
Organism: Aureobasidium vineae
Lineage: Eukaryota; Fungi; Ascomycota; Dothideomycetes; Dothideales; Saccotheciaceae
Source: the annotation of a GenBank genome assembly